AGUGUAGCUGCACACUGGCUGGAGACGACGAACAGCAGCAGAGCUUCCUCACCGCUCACCCACCACCCCGCGACAUGCUCAUCGUGUUGAGUCCAGAGCACAAGGAACACCUCAAGUUCCUGAACACACUGGACAUUGAGUUGGUACAGGAGUUUUGCACAAUUGCGCUGCAGUUUCUUCACAAUGGCAUCAACCCCAAAGUGUACCAAACUGCCGCAAAGAAGCUGGAAGCCUCUGCACAGGACAUCAAGGCGGCAGUGGAAGGCAUCAUGUACCUCCUGAUUGAGUGCUCCAAACUGAAGAUCAGUGAGAUGGACUUUCACGAUUCCUUCCUGACACUUCAGUUUUCCCCGGAACUCAACAAACUCCUCCUUGAUUUGUAUUUGGAGAACAGGGAUGAAAUUCGGCAUGUGCUUUCCUCCAUGAGUCUGCAGCUGCCCCGAUACAGAGACUUUUCCUGGCGCCUCGACGUCAAGGUUGCAUCACGGUCCCUUCGUCAACACGUGGAGCCCGUGUUGGUCAUGGAUCUCAAAACGCGGCAGCACGAUGGGGAGGAGAAGCACCAGUUGCUGCAGACGGAUGUGGCCACGCUGAAUCACGUCACGGCAGAGCUUGAGCGUGCCCUCAAGCAUGUCAACACACCCCACUAUCGCCGCAUUGCGCGGAGUGUCAAGUAACGCGAUCAAUUUCGUUUCACACGUCUUCCGUUUUGCGUAGGCUUCUAUGUGUGCAAGUGCGCGUGUAUGUGUGCAAAAGAGAGAGAGAGUAUGUGUGCGUGUGUGCGUGUGUAAGAGAGAGUGUGUGUGUGUAAGAGAGAGUGUGUGUGCGAGCAUCUGUGUGUGCAUGUGUGUGUGUGACUACGUCUCCUGUGCGAGCAUAUGUGUGUGUGGGGGGUGGUUGUGAGUGUGCGCACACACAUCUUUACCUGCUGUGUGCAACGCCCUCUCUUCGUCACCCGAUCCCCUUGUUCUCCAACUCAGUGUGCUGUUUUGCUCUCCUUGUUACCCGCGCUUGCAUAAACAAGCCGCUGACUGA
Molecule: messenger RNA, 1035 nt
Organism: Salpingoeca rosetta
Lineage: Eukaryota; Choanoflagellata; Craspedida; Salpingoecidae
Product: COMM domain containing 2
Exons: 7
Coding region: 75-677 (200 amino acids)
Source: RefSeq, a predicted model, not a curated record